Molecule: messenger RNA, 1043 nt
Organism: Oncorhynchus kisutch (coho salmon)
Lineage: Eukaryota; Metazoa; Chordata; Actinopteri; Salmoniformes; Salmonidae
Product: WD repeat-containing protein 78-like
Exons: 6
Coding region: 193-843 (216 amino acids)
Biological process (GO): cilium movement
Cellular component (GO): axonemal dynein complex
Molecular function (GO): dynein heavy chain binding; dynein light chain binding
Source: RefSeq, a predicted model, not a curated record
UGUCUGUGUGUGUGUCUGUGUGUGUGUAGUGACUGUGCCCACAAGCACACAAGCCCUGUGUGGCAGGUAAGGUGGAUCGACCAUGAGAGGGGUGCCUCAGGGGAGGACAAGGGAGAGACACUCAUCUCUGUGUCUGCAGACGGCAGGAUCAGCAAGUGGUUCCUGCGGAAAGGCCUCGACUGCAUAGACCUGAUGAAGCUGAAGAGGACGAGGAAUGAGAAAGCCAAGAAGCAGGUUGGAGACAAAGAGAAGAAGAGCGAGGCACUCAUAUCACGGCAGGCACCGGGGCUCUGUUUUGACUUCCAUCCCACGGACUCCAACAUCUACCUUGCUGGUACAGAGGAGGGCCACAUCCACAAGUGUUCCUGUUCCUAUAAUGAACAGUUCCUGGAGACCUACAUAGCACACAAAGGCCCUCUGUACCGGAUCACAUGGUCUCCGUUCUGCUCAGAUGUCUUCCUGAGCUGCUCCUCUGAUUGGACGAUCCAGCUGUGGCGGCAGGACCUGUUCACUCCCGUGCUGGGCUUCACCUCGACCCAGAGUGCCGUCUAUGAUGUCAUGUGGUCCCCCAAGUGGGCCACCGUGUUUGGGGCCGUCAACGAGGGACGUGUGGAGAUCUGGGACCUGGGAGCCAGCAUCCUGGACCCCACCAUAGUGAGCCUGGCCAGUCCCGGGGUGAAGCUGACCUCCCUGCUGUUUGCUACUGAGACAGACUGUAUCCUAGUGGGGGACAGUGACGGGCAGGUCUGCGUCUACCAGCUCAAGAACCUCACCGUAGGAGAGGGAACACAGGUGGCUGCGUUAGAGGACAUCAUCGGCUCCACCCUGGCCAGUCAGCUGUGAGCGGGACAGACCCAGCCGUGGGUGGGGGACACACACCGGGACUAUGUAUCCCCUAAAGCCUGCCUCAUCCACUAUGUCAUCAUCAGCUGUCUGUCACCAUAAUGUUUGGUCCCCAGGGACUGCAUCUUUGUCUGUUUUUAUAUUGAGAAAAAGAACAUGAUCAUUUUUCAUUACCAUAAAUGUCUUGUCUCUGCUUGUCA